Molecule: messenger RNA, 6194 nt
Organism: Labrus mixtus (cuckoo wrasse)
Lineage: Eukaryota; Metazoa; Chordata; Actinopteri; Labriformes; Labridae
Gene: arap2
Product: ArfGAP with RhoGAP domain, ankyrin repeat and PH domain 2
Exons: 33
Coding region: 230-5245 (1671 amino acids)
Biological process (GO): signal transduction
Molecular function (GO): protein binding; GTPase activator activity
Source: RefSeq, a predicted model, not a curated record
UGAACCGACAGGGGACGGAAACAACAGAGGAGCGUCAAACAGCGCGCUGUGUCAGGGCUCCCGACAAAUAACACACAGACACACAGCGGCAAAAUAUGACAAACUUGACCCACCGACAGCGUGAGGAUGCGCUGAGGAUGCUUUGCUCUUGUCUUCAACCCGCAGUUUAAAUCUGGGCUUCGACAUCUUCCUGUUCUUCCUGAUGUGCGAUAUUUGGUACUAGAACACCAUGUUAGAGCCUCCAGAGCUUAACCAGGACAUUGUGGAAUGGCUAUCCGCCCUCCGCCUUACCCAGUAUACCUCCUCUUUCCAACAAGGAGGGUAUCAAUCUCUGAAAGACUGCAAGGACCUCACAGAUGAGCAUCUCAUGGAGCUGAGCGUUCUUCCAACAGGCCAUCGUAAGCGCAUACUCCGCAGUUUGGAAGCACUCGGGGUGAAGCAGCUUAGUGGGGAAGAGGAAGAUGACGAUGAAGAAGGGGGUACGGCAAACGGAAAGAGCAGGAGGAAGCCGGUGCUCUACCCGAGGCAUAUCUUCCUGAAGGAUAAAAGAAGGGGGACUUCCUGUCAGCACCAACAGCCAAAGGAGAGUGGGGAGGGUGACAUAGAGGGGAGUCAGACUUUGCCUCCAGGAGCAGGACUGGGAACAGAAUUCAAGGGUGUCCAAGAAGGUAGACAUCCUCGCCUGCCUCAACCAGCCCCGAGAAAUCCCCAGAACAUUGGCACAUCCUUUCCAGAGCACACCAAAACCCCCACCGUGGCAUCUUUCAGCAACAGUAGCAGCAGCAGUGAGUCACUCUCCAUUUCUGAAAUGCCCUCUGACUGGGAGAUUUCUCCAGAACACCCUUCGCUGUCCAGCACUGACUCAGUGCCCAGCUCUGCUGAAGCCUCCCACUCAACAUUUACGGAAGAAAUCGGGACUUUUUCGGGUGAAAUGGUGGAGAACUCCAUCUACGAGGCCCAGCCCAGUUUUAAGGCUCCUGGAGGUCCAAAGCACUCUCGGUCAUACCGUCUGAGGCACCGUCCGGUUCCUGAAAUACCAACUCAGAUCAUACCCGAACGCCAAGACAGGAGCGCUCCAUCGGCGCAAACAACCAGCCCUGAACACCUAACCAGCUGCGAGGGUCCCAUCGGUGCAAACGGCAUACAGAGAGCUCCACUUCAAAGAACGUUGACGCUGAUAGCUCCCUACGGAGAAAUGUUCCUGUACAACAACCCUGAAAACACUCCGGAACAAGGCACCAAAGAAGGGCUACAGAAGGGUUUGAAGGACAAAAUAAAAGAGACGAAACAAAGGAGAAAGAUGCCUAAAAAGAAAGACUCCAAGGAAAAAGGGCCCCCUCCUCCUCCUCCUCCUCCAUCUAUCCCAGACCCCUACCAGGACGACUACUCCACAGUGGACGAGUGUGCCAGCAUUUUGCCCCAAGCUGCUUUGGACCCAAGUUUUGUGUUGACCUCUGAGACUCUGGCUGCUCGACCGGCUGGCUCAGGCCCUAAGGACGACUCUUUAAUCAUGGUGGAGUGUGACCUCUACUCUGAGCCCACGGACGCUCUGGGGGAUGUGAGCAGAAACGCUCUGCCUGAUAUUUCUCCAUACGCGUGCUUCUAUGGAGCCCCCAAACACCAGGUGCUCAAAGUGGGCUGGCUGGACAAACUGUCGCCUCAGGGAAAAUGUGUUUUUCAAAGGAGGUGGGUGAGAUUUGAUGGAGAGAGCCUGGCUUACUACAACAACGAAAAGGAGAUGUACUCCAAAGGUAUGAUCCUGGCAACCGCCGUCAGACAGGUGCGAGGACUGGGCGACAACAAGUUCGAGGUGGUCACAUCCCUGCGGACCUUCAUAUUCCGAGCUGAAAGAGAAGGGGAACGCCAGGAGUGGAUGGAAACUCUUCAGUCGUCCACGCGCCCCCCCGCUUGCGGCUCCCAGAAGCGCUCCGACAGCCUCCCCUGCCCCCCCUCCUCUACAAACAAGCGAGGCCUGCUGGAGCUCCGCGGUUACAAAGGCAGAGUGCUGGUGUCCCUGGCGGGGAGUAAAGUCAGGCUCUGCAAAACAGAACAGGACUAUAAAGCAGGCCUUGCUAUUGCUGAGGUGGAACUGACUGCUGCCAAUAUAAGAGAAGUUGACCGCAGGGGCUUUGAAAUCAACACACCCUUCAAAAGCUUUUGCUUCACGGCAGAGUCCGAACGGGAGAAGGAGGAGUGGAUUGAAGCAGUCCAGGAAUCGAUCGCAGAGACACUCUCCGACUAUGAAGUGGCAGAGAAGAUCUGGUUCAACGAGGCCAACAGGAGCUGCGCCGACUGCCGCGCCCCCCAGCCGGAGUGGGCGUCCGUCAAUCUGGGCGUGGUCAUCUGUAAGAAGUGUGCAGGGCAGCACCGCUCUCUUGGCACAAAUAUCUCGAAAGUGCGAAGCUUGAAGUUGGACAGCAGUAUCUGGAGCAAUGCGCUGGUAGAGCUCUUUCUGGAGGUGGGGAACAAGCAUGCUAACACUUUCUGGGCUGCUCACCUUCCACUGGAGGAGGCGCUUUUCAGUGGAGCCUCGACGGAGCAACGUGCCACGUUCGUUCGCAGGAAGUACAGGGAGAGAAAGUACCGGAAGGUCCUGGAGGGAUUCGAUGACCUGGAGCAGCUCAACCAGGCUCUGUGUGAAGCUGUGGUGUUACCUGACAUGCUGAAAACCAUGGAGCUGUUGUUCAGUGGGGCAGAUGUUAUGUGCGCCACUGGGGAUCCAACCUGCUCCACCCCGUAUCUCCUGGCCCAACGUGCUGGACAGAGACUACAGAUGGAGUUCCUGCACCAGAACAAACUCUCAGAUUUCCCCAGACUGGAGCAGUGGUCUGAUAACACCUCGCUGUCAGACGCUUCCCUCUUCAUGGAUGGCUUCCUCUACAUCUCCUCUGGCCCUGUCAAGACAACACCGGACCGCCGUGGAAGAGACGACAUGACGCGUCGUUGGUGCACAUUGGAGGGUGGCUUCCUCAGUUACUAUGAGAGCGAGAAAAGCCCGACGGCCAUCGGCAGGGUGGACGUCACUGAGGUGGUCAGCUUGGCCGUCAGCAACACAGAGACAAUGACUGGAGCUGGCGCCGUGUUUUCCGUGGAGCUGUACCUGCAGACGGAGCGAGCGCUGGUUGUCGGAGCUGAGACGCAGGAAACGCAGCACGACUGGGUCCAGGCGCUAACGAAGUGUUUCGUCCCGUGUAAAGUCGAGGGACUGGCGCAGAGAGACAGCGAGCUGAUUGGCAGGCUGCACUACAAAGAGGGCCACGACCUGUACCACUGGAGGACGGGCUGGUUUAUGCUGGAAGGCUCAACGCUGCACUUCAGCUCGGGAGAUGAGGACGGAGAGGAGGAAGUCCUUCAACUCAAACAGCUGCAGGAGCUCACUGUCUCCAUACAUACGGAGGGCGAGGACAAGAUGCAGGUCCUCCUGAUGGUGGAGGCUGGAAGAACAGUCUACGUCCACGGCUUCAACAAGAUGGACUUUGCACUGUGGCACUCUGCCAUCAGGCAGGCUGCCGGCACAGAUGGCAAGGGCCUCAGCGACCAGCAGCUGACUAAAAAUGGGGUCCCUAUUAUAGUUGACAGCUGCAUUGCUUUUGUCACCCAAUAUGGUUUGUGCCAUGAGGGGGUCUACCAGAGGCCGGGCGACCCUGCUCGAGCCGCCCUGCUCCUGGAGGAGUUCACCCGAGACGCUCGUAACGUGAAGCUGCGGGAGAAGGAGCAUAAGCUGGAGGACGUUACCGACACGCUGAAGAGCUUUUUAUCCGAGGCGGAGGACGCUCUGCUGACCAAGGAGCUCUAUCCAUACUGGGUGUCAGCUCUGGACGAGAAGGACGAGAGACAGAGGGUGAAAAAGUACUCGACUUUCAUCGAGAGUUUGCCAAAGAUAAACAGGUCAACGCUUGAUGCUCUGCUCCAACAUCUGUACAGGGUCCAUCAGUGUUCCCACCUCAACCAGAUGCCAAGCGACAAACUGGCCUCCGUCUUCUCCUCCUGCUUCUUCCAGACCCGAGGACGAACCCCACAGGAGACCAGCGUAGUCCGAGACCUCAUCAGCAACUACAUUACACUCUUCAGUGUCACUGAGGAGCGGCUACAACAGAUGGAGAUAGAGAAUAGUUUCAUCACGCGCUGGAAUGAAAAAAAGGACUCAACAUUUGCUCCUGCUGGGGACUUGAUUUUCGAGGUGUACUUGGAAAAGAGAGAGCCGGAGAACUGCUGUUUGAUCAAGAUGUCUCCCUGCAUGCGGCCGUCUGAGCUCGCAGAAACAACGCUGACCACGAGGAACAUCUCCUUUAACGACGAUGACCUCUGGACCACCUUUGAGGUCAUCGAGAAUGGAGAGUUAGAGAGACCGCUGCACCACAGUGAGAAAAUUCUGGAGCAGGUGUUGGAGUGGAGUAACCUGGACUGCCCCAGCUCUGCUUAUCUUGUUAUAAAGAAGUUUUCAGAGGCCAGAAGGGAGGAGGAUGGGAAAGACCAAAAGCAGUUUAUUAAAGGCGACUAUCUGAAGUUCAGCGAUGGAUCCUCCAAACUGCUGUCGGGGCACAAGUUCCAGGAUAAAUAUGUUGUCCUCCGUGCUGAGAAGCUGCUGCUCUACAGAGAUAUCAAAGGCACUAAAGCCGAGAAAGCGAUCCAGCUACACUCUGUGAAAUGUUACCUCGGCCUGAGGAAGAAGCUCAAACCUCCAACCAGCUGGGGCUUCACCGUCUACACUGAUAAACAACAAUGGCAUUUCUGCUGCGAGAAGAGGGAGGCGCAGGUCAGCUGGGUGACACACAUCAUCAGGAUGAAGCAUGGGUGUGACCUUUUUUCAAAGAGCCUCAACACAAAAGAAGCUGCAGAUCACACAUUCUCCACAGGGGGAGCUGUGACUGAAGGCCAGAAGAGUCCACCUCACAACCACAACUCAAGCAAACAGCUGCCAGACAGGAGGACUUCAGUUGAAGACGUCAAACUGAGGCCAUCCAAGGCCACCACUGUCCCCUCGAAGACGAACAACACGCUUAAGACCCCAGAGGUCCCGCGCGGGAGACCCUCUGUGGAUGUCUGCCAGCCUCAACACUUCCCCUCCAGGUCUCUAUCCAGACGCUCACAGCCCAUGCCCUUACCCCUCCCUCCCCAGAGCGGCUGCAAGACACUCGGCAGGAGGCCCGUCCUGGGCGGCGAGGGCACUAUUCCGUCUAAUCUGCUGAACGAACUCAACUUGGUGCUGAGCAAGACAGGCCGCAGUGCCAAGAGCAAUGAUUGACAGGAAGAGGAGUCAGGAGAAAUAAGAGGUACCUCGAACGGUCAGGCAAACAUUACAGAGCUGAAUAGUGAAGAGAGAUGUUGCGACUGACAAAAAAAAAAAGACCACACAUUGCAGAUCAAGAGAAAGUAAGCAGCUUUCAUAAGAGGAAUUCAUAGCCUGGAGACCGAUUUUGAACUUGGUUAUAUAAAGGGAUGUAGAUGCACAAAGGGGGAAGUGGAAAACAGGUGCAGGAGACACUGGAGAGGUCAUACAGACCUUGACUGGACAGCGCGCUGACCCAAGCACUACAAAGCGUGAUAUACUGUAUAUGCCAGAAUUUGUGACGAGAAUACAUUCAGGGGUCAAACCUCAGAAGUUUUGGUCACCGCUUGCUACUUGCUUUUAAGUUUCCAGGUCCUUUUAAAAAGAAGCUGCUUGGACCACGUCUGAAAAGUGACGUGAUAAGGUAAAUAAACUUGUUUUUUUAUAGCUGUGUAAUGUGGUUGCACAUAUGAAUAUAACAGUAAAGUAAUAAAUCUCAAUAUUUUUGUAAACAUUAGUGGAAAAGUGACUGUAAAUGUGUUUAGAAAAGCAAAGGGACUGACAAAGAUGAUAGAUAGAUAAAGCUGUAUAGAUAAAGGAUGGAAAAUGGCAAGUUUAGUGCAACCUAGUCAUUUAUGUAGCUAAUGAACUCACGUUUUUGUAUGUACAAGAUACGAUUUGAGCUUCUGGUGGGGGAAAAAGUUUCAUACGCACUUAUUUAUUUGCUAUUUUUCAUGUCUUUCUUAUUUUACCCUUUUUUUUUUUUUGUACAGUUUCCAUCAAUGUUUUCACUGUAACCAUUAGCUAGCUACAAUAGCAGGGAUUUUUCAGCAUCAUGCCCCAAUUCCAAUUUGCACUGCCUGUCACCAAAUGUAACUUACAAUGUAAAAUAGAAAGAUAACAAUAAAAAUCAUACUUAACCAUG